This is a messenger RNA of Aspergillus affinis, 1401 nucleotides long. RefSeq names its product MOSC domain protein. NCBI's taxonomy places the organism in Eukaryota, Fungi, Ascomycota, Eurotiomycetes, Eurotiales, Aspergillaceae. The record is from RefSeq and is a predicted model, not a curated record. The transcript has 2 exons. Gene Ontology annotation, molecular function: catalytic activity; molybdenum ion binding; pyridoxal phosphate binding. The coding region runs from base 1 to 1401 and encodes 466 amino acids.
AUGGAUCUCAUCUUCUCUGCUGUCAAUUGCCUUUAUUCCUUAAUCCCAUUGCUCAUUUUCUUUUGUAUUCAUCUUCGUUCUAAACAACCAGCUUCCCCUAAAGGAUGUCGCCGCCUCGGUCUCUCCGCAGACCGCAGCAAUAUUCAAGAUGAAUAUGAUCCCAAAUACAGCCAGGGUGUACCCAAAUCCCAACCCGACGCUGAGGAGCGUCCCGCCUGGCAUAUCAAGGCUCUAUUCACGUAUCCGAUCAAAAGCUGCACCGGCGUCGAGUUAGAUGUUGCCGAUGUUGUCCCCACCGGACUGCAAUACGACCGACAAUUCUGCUUCGCCGAGUACAUGACACCCCAGCCCGGGUCUACUGGCAGUUCAGCGCCGGCAAAACCGCACUGGACGGCGCGCACAAUGCGCGAAGGCCCCUUCUGCCGCUUAGCGCUGAUUCGCCCCGAGAUUUGGGUCCCAGACCCGACAGCUCACGACUACCAUGCGGAACUCGAGGAGGUGAGAUCGCAAGGCGUGUUGAUCAUCAAGUACCCACGUCCAUCUAGCAGCGGAUUCCUCUUCUACCUCAGGAAACUGGCCAUCUUUCUCGACAUUAUCCCAUCUCAACUCUCUUUCCGUGUCCCGUUAUACCCCCCUGCAUCCUGCCUGAAUACGUAUCCUUCCACCCCGGUCAAAGUCUGGAAGGAUGCCCCAUUUGCCUUCGACUACGCGCAACAUGUCCCUUCUUCCCUUCACGAUUUUCUGUGUCCAUCAGAUCCAUCUUCCCCUCCCCGCGGCCCGGUCACUCUCUUUCGAGUCGAUCCGUCCCACCACAGAGAAAUCUUUCGCUGCGCGCCACGCAAAGAGGAGCUAGGCUUCCAGACCGUUACCGGCUUCGCAGACGCCUACCCACUGCAUCUAUUGAAUUUGGCGAGCGUGCAAGACGUGGCAACCAGGUGCGCGGAGUCGAUCCCGCGGCUCUCGAUCCGCCGAUUUCGAGCGAACAUUAUCACCCAAGGCCCGGAGUCGUACGCGGAAGAUGAGUGGAAGCGCAUCUUGAUAUCACCGAGAUCAUCAAAUAUCAUCUCAAAAUCUCACGAUCAAUCACAAAUCUCAAAUCGAAACGCCGAGGGUCCGUGCGCGGGCGUAGAGAUCCACACGGUCUGCCGUACCAUGCGUUGUAAGCUUCCUAAUGUCGACCCGGACACCGGCAUUCGACAUCGCAAUGAACCCGAUCGCACGCUCAAGUCCUAUCGUUGCAUUGAUCCCGGUGAUUAUACGAAUGCGGCGCUGGGUAUGCAGCUUGUUCCGGCUGUUCAAGAAUUCACCCUCUCAGUUGGGGACACCGUGUCUGUCCUGGAAACGGGAGAGCAUUUCUAUAUCAAGAUGUUAGCGCCGGGGGAGAAGGUCGAGGGGGUCUAA